AUUCCCCCACCACAGACCUAGGGUUCAUUCGCUGCGCCGUCACUUCCCCUCUCCCCAUCCUCUCCAACCCUCGUCGGCGAGGCCUCCGGCGGCGGCGGCGACAAUGGUGAAGGGACGCCAAGGCCAGCGCGUCAGGAUGUACGUGCGGGGCACGAUCCUGGGCUACAAGCGGUCCAAGUCGAACCAGUACGAGAACACGUCGCUGCUGCAGAUCGAGGGCGUCAGCACCAAGGAGGAUGUGGCGUGGUACGGCGGCAAGCGGAUCGCCUACGUAUACAAGGCCAAGACCAAGAGCGACGGCACCAGCAUCCGGUGCAUCUGGGGCAAGGUGACUCGCCCGCACGGCAACUCCGGCAUCGUGCGAGCCAAGUUCCGGUCCAACCUCCCGCCCAGCUCCAUGGGUAAGAAGGUCCGCGUCUUCAUGUACCCCAGCAGUAUCUAAUCAAGGUAUCUUCCCUAACUUUUGAGGAGGUUCAGCUGGAAAGUUUCCAUGGCGAUUUUGAGUAGUUUAGCUUGCUUUUUUUUUUUACUGAACAGGCUGGGCAGUCGCAACUUAUGUCAAUUGUAACUCAUUGGCCUUGAAAUGAAAGUAUUAUGCUGUGUUAAUGGUG
Panicum hallii is the source of this 611-nucleotide messenger RNA. Its product is annotated as 60S ribosomal protein L35a-1-like. Gene Ontology annotation, biological process: ribosomal large subunit biogenesis; cytoplasmic translation. The transcript is spliced from 4 exons. The record is from RefSeq and is a predicted model, not a curated record. NCBI's taxonomy places the organism in Eukaryota, Viridiplantae, Streptophyta, Magnoliopsida, Poales, Poaceae. The coding region runs from base 104 to 442 and encodes 112 amino acids. Gene Ontology annotation, cellular component: cytosolic large ribosomal subunit; ribosome. Gene Ontology annotation, molecular function: structural constituent of ribosome.